AUGCCCCGCGAUGGCGAUUGCGCGGACACCACAGCGGAUGGCGAAGGCGAACGGGAGAGGAUGAACCCGUCUAAGCGCAGGAAAUGCGACGUCGUCGAAGCUUCCGGCGUUUCGCUGCGCGAUGCUAAAGCGUCGUCGGUCCCAGCCACGUCGGGUAACACAGCGUCGGCGAAUAACACGCCGACAACUUCGCAGGAUAAGCGGCGGGCGAAGACUCCGCAAACGGAGGAGGAGUACUCAGAUGGUUCCACUGAUGAAGAACCUGACGAAGCACCUGACGAAGCUCCUGAAAAUGACGUGUCGAAAACGCAGAAUGGAGAGAAUCAGGCAGACAGCGCGCCUGGAAAAGCACCUGAAAAGGCACGUGGAAAGACGCCUGAAAAGAACGCCUCGGCGCCGCAGCCCAAGGAUAAGGAUAAGGGGAAGAACAGAGGGUACCUGGGAGUCAGGCAGCGAGCUUCUGGCCGUUGGAUCGCGGAGAUUAAAGACACGAACCACAAGAUCCGCAAGUGGCUCGGAACGUUCGACACGGCGGAAGAAGCCGCCCGAGCCUACGACGAGGCUGCGCGGCAGAUCCGGGGAGCCACCACCCGAACCAACUUCACCACGCCGGACUCUCCCACUGGGGGAAAGGGCGGCGGCGCGCUCAAGGGUUCGCAAGCGUCGGGAAACAGCAGUCUGCCGCCCAUUCCGUGCUCCAUCGUGGCGGACCCGACAACCUCGAGGAAAACCCUAGACGAUGUCCUUCGGUCGCUACCUCCCCCGCGCAAAGCUGGCUCGCUGCAAAAGUUCCCCCCUGCGCCUCCGCUGCCCCCUUCCGCCGUUGCCGCCGCUCUUUCCGCGACCGGAUCCGCGGGGUCGGCACUAGCCUUCCCCCUGAUACAGCCCCCUACGCGCCAGGGCUCUGCUAGUAUUAUCUCCUCCCCUAGCCCCUUCCCUACUUCGAGCUCUGUGGGAAACGUGGCUUCGGUUAUUCUUAACGGUCCUGUUGCCGCCCUGCUGUCGAGUUUCGAGUCGCAGCAGCAGCAACAGCAGUUGCAGCAGCAGUACGAGGCGCUUCAGCACGAACAGGAGCAGCUGCAGGUGCGGAAAGGGCAGCUGCAGCAGCUGAUGCAGCAGCACUCGCAGGGGCAGCUGCAGGGGCAGUCGCAGGCGCAGUCACAGGGGCAGGGGCAGUCGCAGGGGCCGUCGCAGCAGCAGGGAUCGUUGACUACGGCGUUGAGUCCUAGUGAUGCUCUGGCAGCAGCAGCAGCCCGGUUUCUCUCCGUGGCCUCUGCGGCCCGAGCAUCCACCCCCCCUCCUGACGCUGAAACUGCUGUUGCCCUCUCUCUCGCCCUUGCCGCCGCCGCUGCUCCCAACACUGCUUUACCAAACACGACUGCUUCUAAUGCAGCUGAUGGCACCGGCCUCAUUAGAAGCCCGAUUGCUGCGGCUAUAGGGCAGACCAAAGCGUUCGUAAACGCGUUGACCCCUUCACCUCCUCCUUCCAUCCUCACCUCAAGCGUCGCACAAGGAAUGCGCCCCCUUUCCCCAGCACCAGCAGCAGCAGCAGCAGCAGCUCCCUCCAGCAAUGCGCUACCUUUCCCCAACAUCACCCUCCCCUCGCCAGGCAAUUUCCGCCGCCCCUCCGUGCUUCCGCUCUUCCCCCGCGCCUCGUCUGUGGGCAGCAGCGCGCAUGAGUCCGCCUCUAGCGGCUUCCCCGUCCCCCUUCCACGCUCCCCAUCCAUAAAAAAGCCCCUGCCCCAGAACCCCCUUCCCCAGAGCAACCUUUCCCAGAACACCCUUCCCCAGAACCCCCUGACCCAGCAAUCCAGUGUAGUGUCGGCCCAGGCUGUUGAAUUUGCAGUCGCAGCAGCUGCAGCCGCCGCAGCGAGUGCAGAUGGUGCAGGUACAAGUGGGGCAGGGCGGGCUGGGGUAGGUUCAACUGGUGCAGCUGCUGGCGGGGGAGGCGGUGGGCUUGGGCAGUAUCUCGGGCAGCAGCAGCAGCAGCAACAACAGCAGCAGCAGCAGCAAACGCAGAAGCAACAGCAGCAGCAGCAGCAGCAGCAGCAGCAGGUAGGGACCAACCCCCUCUUCCCCAUGUUUCCCUCUUCCGGGUCUAUCUCUUCCCCUGCGCGCACCUCAUGGGCGCAAGGGGUGCUCGCGGGGGCGUUGACGGCGCAGCAGCAGGCGCAGGUGCAGCAGGAGAUGCAGCGGCUGGAAGCAGGGCACAGGGGGGGUGCAACCGGUGCAGGGAUGGCUUUUGGUGGCGUAGGUGGCGCUGGCGGGUCACAUGGUGGGGGUGCUGGUUCAGGUGGUGGGGUUGCUGCGUCAGGUGGUGGGGUGGCGGCCCCAGGUGGUGGAAACAAGAAGACACUGAACGAUGUUGAGCUCUUGCUUCUACGCGCACUGUUCAAUGCUUCCCAGAUGCCAAACGCUCAGCAGCAGCAGCAGCAGCAGCAGCUACAAGAGCAACAGCAGCAGCAACAACGACAACAAGAGCAACAGCAGCAUCAGCAGCAGCAGCAGCAGCAGCAGCAGCAGCAGCAGCAGCAGCAGCAGCAGCAGCAGCAGCAGCAGCAGCAGCAGCAGCAGCAGCAGCAGCAGCAGCAGCAGCAGCAGGCACAACAGAAGCAGCAGCAGCAGCAGCAGCAGCAACAGCAGGCACUACAGCAGCAGCAGCAACAAGAUCAGCGGCGGCGUCUAGCACAGUUGUUGCUGCAGCAGCCAGGGCAAGCGGACAGGCCGACAGGCACAGGUGGGACUGGUGCAGGCGCAUCUGCUAUCAACCCUAGCAGCACGGUUGAUAUCACCAGCACCCGCAAUGUGAGCAACACUCACACCCGCACCCUCACCCACGUCCACACCAAUAACGACGACACCGUCACCAGCAGCGCACACAAGCACACCAGCAACACAGGCAACACCCACACGCAGACACAGACGCAGACACAGACGCACACAAGAAACACGAGCAACUCCAACACUCAAACGCAAACGCACACGCACACAAGAAACACGAGCACCGCCAACACCAACACCAACACCCUCACGAACACCAGAAACACGAGCACCGUCAACACCAACACCAACACCCUCACGAACACCAGAAACACAAGCACCGCCAACACCAACACCAACACCCUUACACACACGCACACGAGCGGCAGCAACGAGAGCACCGCCCUUCAAUCCAUCUCCAUCCGCGCCCUGGCGUCCGCCAUUGCAGCGUGGGGCAAGCAGUACGGCGUGAACGGGGAGGUGCAGGUGAAGCUGGGGGAGGGUGGAUCCGGGGCAGGCGGCUCUGUGACCAUCCAUGGGUUGGCUGGCGGGCAGGCCGAGGGCACAGCUUCAGGAGAGGCAGAUAAGGCGGGAUCCAGGGCUGGGGAGAAGGGGGAUGGAGGAGGCAAGGGAGUGGGAGGAGUGGGAGGAGGGGGAGGAGGCAAGGGAGUGGGAGGAGGGGAGGGAGGGGAGGGAGGGAGAGGAGGGGGGAGUGGUGGUGGCAAGGGCGGUGGAGGAGGUGGGGAGGGAGGGAAGAAGCCGCCAGUGAUUCAGAUUCUGCCGGGCGGGGUGCGUGUGUCUGGGGACGUGUUUCUGGAGUUCUCUCAAAUGGACUCUGCUGAGCUCUUUGGUGACCUCGCUGCCCUCUCUUCCGCCCGCCCCACAACCCCGGCCACCCCUGCCACCCCAACCACUGCUGCUGCCCCUGCUAAAACCCCUGCUAAAACCCCUCCCUUUGUUCCCGCCCCCGCCCCCGCCCCCGCCCCCGCUGCCCCCGCUGCUGCACCCGUCCCUAUUUCUGUGACCCCUGCUCCUGAUGCAAGCGAUGCAGCAGCACACACCCCUGCAACCCAAGCAGCAGCAGAGGCUAUUUAUGGUUCAACUGAGGCUCAUGCUGCUAGGCUAGCAGGUCCCUCCAAUCAGCUCAGCACUGACGCUGCUGCCUCCGCUGCAGCUGCUGCUGCAGCUGCCUCUGCUGCUGCAGCUGCCUCUGCUGCUGCAGCUGCUUCUGGUGCCACCUCCCCAGCAGGAACAGGGAGAAGCGGGUGGGGGGCGUAUAGCCUCAACCAGUCUCCAGGCCUCAGUGUGUACCUCUCAGGUUCGGCGACUCCAGGCUCGGGCACUCCAGGCCCGGGAACCCCGGGCCUGUCCCGCAGCUUCUCCGAUAACCCGCUGCUUCGGUUUGCCCGGCUUGACUCCUCUGACCUGUUUGGCUACUCCCCUAGUGCCAAUAUGGCUAGCCCUGGCGGUUUAGGUUCGGGUGGGGGCAGUGCUGCUGCUGUAGUGGGGGAAACGGCUGAUCUGAAGGGUGAUUCGGCAGCGGCUGUGGCUGCUGCUGGUGCUGCAGAAGCAGCAGAAGUAGACGAAACUGGUCAAUUGGGCGGUGGUGAUAAGGGUUGGCAGGAGACCAUGGGCAAGGGCGAGAAUGCUGGUAAUGGCAACGGCACAGGCACUGGCAACAGCAGCCUGAUGCCUGUGAAAUGGGGCACGUUCAAGUCCCCUCCUGUGCGACCACCUGCUACCAUGGCAGCUGCAGCAGCAGCAGCAGCAGCAGUGAGGAGUGGGGAUGCAUACGGGGUGCAACCCUCGCCAGCUACUCGUUUCAAGGCUGGACUGAGUGACAUGAGCACGCCAGAAGGUCGCCAGGGAGCGGGAACAGAGCUCUCCCUCUCUCCGUCUUCCUGCAAGCCCAAACCUCCCCGCCCUCCCCUCUUCGCUUCACCGCCUGCCUCCAGCCUCCCCUCCCGUGUCUCUCUCCCCAUUCCUCCCGCUUCCUCCAUCUUUCUUCCUUUGUCUCUCUUCUUCCUUCGCUCUCCCUCCCUCCAUCUCUCUCCCUUUUCCUCCCUCUCUUUCCUGCCUGUCCUCCCUUCCUCUCCCCUCACCCCUUUCCUCUUCCCUCGUUGUCUAUCUCUUGACCUUCCUCUCCUUCGUCCCCCUGUCUUUUCCCUCUUUCCUCGUAUCAUUUUCCUCCUCCCCGUUAUUCUCUCAUGGGGUCGCUGGGAGUUGAAGCGAGCAACAGCGUCGGUGCUGCCACCAGCCACAGACGCAGCAGGCGACCUGCUGCUGGCUCCUGAGGCUCUUCCAGAUUCAUUCCCUAAUCCCCCUUCCUCUAUUCUUCUCUCUCCCACUCUCCAGGAUGAUGAUGGUGGUAGUGAUUCGGAUGGUUGUGAGGAUGGGGACGAUGCUGCUGCUGCUGCCGACCCCCGUCACUUCUUCCCCAAGCAAUCAUCUCUGGUAGACGAUUGGGUCAAUGCCAGCAGCAACCCUCGCAGCAACAGUGACGCAGCAGGGACAGCAGCAGGCGCAUCUGCUGACGCUGCUGAUGCUGAUGCUGCUGCUGCUGCUGCCGGCCCCCGUCACUUCUUUCCCAAGCAGUCAUCCCUGGACCAUUGGGUCAUUCCCUCCGGGCCCCUGCCCUUCCCCAUGGGGAGCCCCAGCCUCAACCUCCAGUUCACCAUGGGCAACGGCAACGUCCCUUUCAACAUAGGCAGUCCCUCAGUCGCCGCCUAUCUCAGCAGCCCUUCCUUCGCCGCCUCCCUCGCCGCCUCUCUCCUGCACAACCCUGCCGACGCCUUCAGCCGCCAGAGCUCCGGGGAGCUGUUCGGCCGGCAGAAUUCGGCAGAUCUGUUCGGGCGGCAGAACUCGGCCGACCUCUUCGGGCGGCAGAACUCGACGGAUCUGUUCGGAGAGUCGCUCACGCCGUCCGCGCUCGCAGCCGCAGCAGCCAGGCUGGCUCGCCUCAGCUCUGCCGAGCUGCUUCAUCUUGCAGACUCGCCACUCAACGCCUCGCCUCUCCCUUCCAUUUCCACCACCACCCCGCCGGUCUUUGGCAGUGGUUACUCUGGUGGUGGCAGCGAUGGCAGCGAUGGCAUGGGUGCUGCUGCUGGUGCAAGGGCAAUAGCGGCGGCAGCAGCAGGAGGAGGAGGAGGAGGAGGAGCGGGGGGAGUAGCGGGAGUAACGGGAGCGGUGGGUGCUUUGUCUGCUGAUGAGAGUGCGACAGCCGCAGCAGGGCUUCACGCGUCAAGAGUAGAUUCCUCUGAGCUGUUCGGCCAGCCCUGGGGAAGGGCUUAUAACGGGAGUGCUGUCACCCCCGCCACUCUCCGCCUGGCUGAACGUCAGUUGUAG
This is a messenger RNA of Closterium sp. Naga37s-1, 6105 nucleotides long. Lineage: Eukaryota; Viridiplantae; Streptophyta; Zygnematophyceae; Desmidiales; Closteriaceae. The record is from the annotation of a GenBank genome assembly.